AUGGAGAUCUCUGGUGAUGAAAUUGCAGAUGUGGUAUUGAGACGGUUUGAUGCUUGGGAAUCGAAGAGGAAACCGCUCAAAAGAACAAAUGGAGUUAGGGAAUGGGUGCCAUUGAGUGGCAUCGUGGCCCAGAGGCAGGGCAGCAAGAGCCUUACAUGUUUAGCAAUAGCCACAGGCAUGAAAUGUCUCCCUCAGAAGAGCAUCACUCGAGCAAACGGUGUGGUAUUGCAUGACUGGCACGCUGAAAUUCUUGCAAUUCGUUCUUUCAAUCGUUUUCUUCUCGAAGAAUGCCAUGCCCUUGCUGUUUCGCAAAAGAAGUCUUCUGAGUAUAUUCGCUUUCGGGAUGGUUCUGAGAGGACCGAGUCUCACUUCCAGCCAUUCGCGCUGCGUGAUGGCAUAAAUAUUCACAUGUACUGCUCAGAAGCCCCGUGCGGAGACGCAAGUAUGGAGCUUACUAUGGCUUCGCAAGAAGACUCUACCCCUUGGGCCAUGCCUACCGCAACCACGCCAUCCUCACCACCUAAUCAAUCCCAAACACCAUCACCAACCACAGAGCCAACAAGUCUCCACGGCCGAGGAUAUUUCUCCCAGCUUGGCGUCGUUCGUCGGAAGCCCUCCCGCCCCGAUGCACCCCCCACGCUUUCGAAAUCCUGCACUGAUAAAAUAGCCCUCAAACAGAGCACCUCCGUCCUCUCAUCACUCACCUCCCUACUAAUAUCCCCACAUAAUAUCUACCUUCACUCACUAGUCCUUCCCUCUUCUCAGCUAUCGCCAGUGGCGGCAAAUCGAGCGUUCUCCCCUUCCGGUCGACUUAAACCCCUCAGCGGUAGAAAAUGGGAAGGUGGGUAUGCGUUUAAGCCAUUCCGAGUUAUCAGCACAGAAAAGGAAUUCGAGUAUUCUCGCAGGCAAACGGGGGUUAAAGAGCUGGUCUCGAGCAACAUCUCUUCAUCUUGGACGCAUCAUGGUAGUGAAACUAUUAUCGGAGGCACAUUGCAGGGACGGAAACAGUUUGAUAUCAAAGGAGCUAGUCGAGUUUGUAAGAGGCGUAUGUGGAAACUUGCUCUGGAUGUUUCUGUGCUGGCGAGUGUGCCUGCUCUGGAAAGGCUGUUGAGGGUGGAGAGGUAUGCGGAUGUUAAAGGGGGUGGGUUGUUGGAAGGGCGGAGGCGGGUUAAAGAGGAUGUGAGAGGUGUGUUGACAGGCUGGAUGAGAAAUGAGGGAGGCGAGGGGUUCGGAAUUGAGGGCGUGGAGAGGUAG
Messenger RNA from Venustampulla echinocandica, 1254 nucleotides. Its product is annotated as Adenosine-deaminase-containing protein. Gene Ontology annotation, molecular function: RNA binding; tRNA-specific adenosine-37 deaminase activity. The record is from RefSeq and is a predicted model, not a curated record. Gene Ontology annotation, biological process: tRNA wobble adenosine to inosine editing. Bases 1 to 1254 code for a protein of 417 amino acids. NCBI's taxonomy places the organism in Eukaryota, Fungi, Ascomycota, Leotiomycetes, Helotiales, Pleuroascaceae. The transcript is spliced from 4 exons.